This is a messenger RNA of Paramecium pentaurelia, 522 nucleotides long. The record is from the annotation of a GenBank genome assembly. Lineage: Eukaryota; Ciliophora; Oligohymenophorea; Peniculida; Parameciidae.
AUGUUUUCCAAUAUUUUAGAUAAUUAGGAGUAAAAUAACAACUAAAAGAAUCUACCAAUUUUAUCGUUUCUAAAUAAUUAAAGGAAGAGAUCAAUUCAAUAUGUUAGAUUUAAGAUGCAAACAGUAAAAAUUUAUAAAACCUUUGCUUAAUAUCAUGUAUUAUUUAAUUUUAUCAUUUUUCUAGGUGGAAGUAAAUGAGUAUGGAAAAAUAUGGAUUAUGGAAAUACGCUAUAGUACCCUGUGGUAAUUCUAUCAAAAACUUAAGAAAUAUUACAGUAUCAAACUAACAUUUCCUUCUAAACUGUUAUUUGGAAACUUAUGUCCAGAUAAUUUGAAAAAAAGAGCCAUCAGAAUUUAAUAGUUUCUAUAAGAAUUAGGCAGGUAAAUAGAUAUUUCAUUUUAUGUAGUAAUUAUAAACUAAUUAAUUCUGAUGAGUGUUCUGAAUUUCUAACAAAGCAACAACAUUAUGGAACUAACAUAAUCGAUCUUACUGAAGUAGAAGAAUUUUUAUUAGAUGAUUGA